Messenger RNA from Ylistrum balloti, 1601 nucleotides. Its product is annotated as leucine-rich repeat-containing protein 46-like. Lineage: Eukaryota; Metazoa; Mollusca; Bivalvia; Pectinida; Pectinidae. Bases 1 to 786 code for a protein of 261 amino acids. Gene Ontology annotation, molecular function: protein binding. The transcript has 7 exons. The record is from RefSeq and is a predicted model, not a curated record.
AUGGAAUUGGGUGAAGACACAGCCGAAUCGGUUGACUUCAAGGUUGCUGAGGUGAAGCCAGUGAGAUUAUCCCUGCAUCUUAUUCAGAAAAGACACAUUAAUGAUGCUCAGCACAAAAGUCAGGAGGAAAUUGUACAAGCUCUCAACAAAAUCACCCAUCUCCGACUUGAUAGAGAAAAUAUUGGACAGAUUGACAACCUUGAACUCCUGGGGGAUAAAGUCACCAAUGUGUAUUUACAGAAGAAUAAAAUCCAGGUGAUACAGAACCUUGAGUGCCUUAAGAAUUUGACAUUCCUAACAUUGGCUGACAAUCAGAUCAGUCAAGUGGAGGGCCUGACUCACCUCAACAAAUUGCUUCUCCUUGACCUGUCUAACAAUUUCAUCCACCAUUUCCAAAUAGAUGAAUUUCCAGAGUCUGUGAUGAUCUUAAAUCUGAAGGAAAAUCCAUGUACUAAAUUACCAGAUUACAGAGGAGGGCUGAUACAGGACCUUGAGAAAUUGCAGAUACUUGAUGAAGAAGAAGUGACCACCACUGAGAAGCGUGAGGCUGGAUUUGUGGUAUCUAGUGAUGAGGAAGAAGAAGAGGAGGAGGGGGGCAUUAUACCUUCCUUCACAGAUGGAGAUAGUAUCAGCACAUGUACUUCCCGGAUCCUAAUGCAUUCCAAGGCACGUGCUGAUGAGAAUUUAAAGACACAUUUGGAACACACAACAGAAUUAGACAAUUAUAGAGAAAAAUUUGACCUUCCUAUGUCUUCCAGGGCACAGACUCCCAGUGUCAAUAAAUGAUGGGAAAAAAAGUACAUGUAUAAGUGUAGUAGCAUUAGCCAACCAAACAGCUGGCCAGUUACAGAGAUCAGGAAGCAUAUUGUUAAAAAAUGUUUUAAUUGCCAUGAAAGUGUUAUGGAGAAAACAUAAAACUGUCCAAUGACAAAAAAUUUACAACUGUAUUGAUCAGGCAGAAAGCUUGUGCCUGAUGAGAAGCCUACCGUAUUUGUUGUUUUUAGUUCACCUGACAAGAAGGACCAGCUGAGGCUAUCAUCUGUUGUCCAUCUGUUGUUCAUCCCUUGUCCAUCAUCUGUCAACGUUUCCAGGGACCUGAGGGGGCGGGGCCACAUGGGGAAAAUCUACCAAUUUUUUAAAAAUCUAUCUUGUUCUUCAGGAGUUGCAGGAUGUUGUCCAGAUUUACUCUGAAGCAUGUUUGAGUGGUAGGACAUCAGUGUUGUAUGUAUGAUGGAACUGACUUUAGUUUAGAUUUAUCAAUUUUUGCAACUUAAACCAUGUGAAUGAUACAAGCCAUAUGGGCUUCUUGUUCAAUAACAUCAAACACAAGCACUUUUUUAUUGUCCUGUAAUAAGCCCACCCCUGACUUUGAGUCAGAAGUCAGUGUAGGUCCCCAGAGGUCCUGUAAUAUGCCCAUCUCCUGACAUUGAGUCGGAGCUAAAUAUCAACCUCCUGGGAUCCAUUGAUGAGUCUUGAGAUAAACUGAAAGUACUAAAUAAAUAUAUUUUUUUUAAAUCACUGUGAUAUUUUUAUUUCAUAGCAACAAAUAUUGACUAAUUCUCUUUGACAUGGUGAGAAAAAGCAGUUCAGAAAAAUGGACA